CUCACUUAUUGCAAUGUCCCAUUUAAAAGCUAGAGAAUCAUAAAGUCUAGAAAAAGGGAACGCUUCCUUAAAAAUACCUUCCCUUCUGAAGGUGGGAGGUGGGAGAACAGGUGAGAAAGGAAGAACAACACUGAGAUGAUAACAACAAUGAAGGCCAUCAACACUAACAAUUACGGCAAUUGAAAGAGGAAAAAAAAUAAAGCGAAGUAUAGGGCUCUCUCGCCAUGCGGAAAAGUCUUGGCAAACACAAAUCGUACAUCUAUCCCCACCUUCGCUCUCCUCUCUUCCUGCUCUCCCCUCCCAUUGCCUCUUCUUAUCUCUUUCUCUCACCUUUCUUCCUCCUACCACGGACAGCAAUCAUAAUAGAUUGUAACCGCAAUGGAUUCUUUUACUCCUCCCGACUUCUCCUAUCACCAACGGUCAGCGCCGGGUAGAUCACCCGCGCAAGAGCGCAUGAAUCAAACUACCAGGCGCCUGGAGGAUUCCGCAACGAUGUUUGGACGCACAUCCACUAAGAGCUGUGUGCGGUGCGGACGCAACAACAAAUCUGCCAUACAUAAGCAGUUUUUCUGGAAAUGCACGGGAUUCUGCCGGCUGUGUCAAAAACCGAACGCCCAUAUUGGCAGACUUUGUCCUCUUCUGGGUGCUCCCGAAUAUGCGCACAUAUUCACUCCUGCGUGGUGGCAACAUUCCACCAUCCUAGCUGGCUAUCCGUACCGCGGUAUCCCACCAGCUGAUGAUGGAGACGAUCCCGGAGCGACUGCCACGAACCAAUUUGGCGCGCGCCGUGGAAGCAGUCACGACAACGCCAGCCCGGCUCAAUCACCUCCGCGCACAGGAGAUAGCAAUCUGGUGAUAGCUGCAAUUGAUGCGCUCAUGGAGGAGCUUUCGAGGGCUGGAAUUCACAGAACCGACAUGCUGAUGGAUAUCAUUGACCAAGUCAGAGAGUUGGAGGCCAGAGUAAAAGAUGCUGAAUCUCAGAGAGAUGCAGCGCACUAUGAGGUGAACCAGCUAACUAUUGCUGCUAGAUACGACGCCCAAGAGAUAGAGGCGUUGCGGAAACAUAUUGAUAUGGUCGAAUCUGAGAGAGAUGCAGCGCGGCGCGAGGUGAAUGAGCUGAACAAUGCUGCUAGAACCUUUGUGGCCAGACAGGCCCAAGGCACCCGAGAAAUCGCCCGAGAAAUAGAAGCGAUGCAGGACCGGAUUCCUGAUUAUCGAAUCUAAGAGAGAUGAUGUACGGCCAUGGGGUGACCCAGUUGACUACAGCUGCUAGAGACGUCAGACCCAGUGACGCCAGACCCAGUGACGCCAGACCCAGUGACGCCAGACCC
Messenger RNA from Aaosphaeria arxii CBS 175.79, 1331 nucleotides. RefSeq lists its product as uncharacterized. NCBI's taxonomy places the organism in Eukaryota, Fungi, Ascomycota, Dothideomycetes, Pleosporales. The transcript has a single exon. Bases 379 to 1224 code for a protein of 281 amino acids. The record is from RefSeq and is a predicted model, not a curated record.